This is a messenger RNA of Fusarium pseudograminearum CS3096, 1167 nucleotides long. RefSeq lists its product as uncharacterized. The coding region runs from base 1 to 1167 and encodes 388 amino acids. The transcript has a single exon. The record is from RefSeq and is a predicted model, not a curated record. Lineage: Eukaryota; Fungi; Ascomycota; Sordariomycetes; Hypocreales; Nectriaceae.
AUGGAUGUCAAAUUUUUAAAUGACGAGCUGACUGCUCUCCUAUCGCAACAUUUCCAAAUAGUCGCUACGCACUCUCAGCGUCAAGACCAAUGGUAUAAGCGGUCAUACCAGUCAUUUACCUCCCAGCACGGCGACCGCAAGCCAUUGAUCCUGGUUCCGCACACUUCCAAGGAGGAAUGGAUUCCUCAUUUACGCCAAUUCGCAUCGUCACUUGGAAAGAAAUUGGAGAUAGCCAGACGUGAGUCAAGGGCUUUUGACAACAUCCCCGAGUCUAAGCUGUUCUCGGAUAACGUUCUUGAUGAAGCACAUACAAGACCACUAUGUCUGGCUAUCACAGAUUCGAAACCAUUGUCACCAGAUAUGAUGCAAAUGUCUUGGUGGACAACAAAGAUUCAACACCCUGACGAUAAAGCACGACGCUUGAAGGGAAUCAAAGCACUCAUUGCCUGUGGGCAAGUGGACUCACUAAUCCGUCUUGCAUUAUUGCCCGGCGUGCAUCCAGAACAGGCCUCACAUAUCAAACCCUACCAAUGGGAGUCACUCAACAGCGGAUGGCAUACAGCUGUUGACAAGAUUAUCGUCAUCAUGCUGUUUCUUGGCAUCACGGGGACUUUUGCAGAAGACUUGGUAGAAAAAGAUGGUUACAAGUAUUGGGCACCGGUGGCAUUCUUCACUUACAAAUCACCCCUCACGGCCUAUAUCGACGCUUUCGGUGGUAAAAUACCCAGCAGCGAGCACGAAAGACGGCAACAAAUGACACAUUGCAUUGAGGCAUUGGUUGCAACACAGUCAUGGGCUUUGAGUACUGGCUAUACUAUCAACUGGGGCGAACGGAUCAUGGAUAAUUUCCUAUACAUGUUAGGUUUUGAGGCUUGGAAUCGGAGCAGAGAGGGUGAAGGAUAUCUCGGAUGUGAUUUGAACAAAACAAAGACUGCUAAGUCGCUUCAAGGAGUGGGCUACGAUGAGGAGGAUAUUUCAACAAAGUCUGAUGAGGGAAGCACGAAGAAGCCCAUCGACCCCCUCAAGUUGAGGGAUCCUAAGCGAGAGGCGGUACCGGAGCCUAUCGAGGAAGAAAGACGAGAGAUGGAUGCGCUCGCCGUGUUAGAAUCGAUCGAGGCAGACUAUGGGCGGAAACGAAGUACAAAAUACAUCAGCAAGAACAAAUGA